AUGGGGAAAGGCACACGUUCGCUGGCUGAUCAGCUGGCUGAUUUUGAAGAUCCCACACCUAAGGAUUUCGAUCCCGAGGAUAUCGAGAAUGGCGGCCAGUCAAGCGAUGACGAAGAUGUCGAGAAGCCUGACGAGAACGCCGGACGGGAGCAUUAUCAAGCUGUGGGCAAAGGAAAGCUCCGCAAGGAAGACCCCGUCGCCCUUGGAAAACAAUAUGAAGGCGCCCGUGUCAGCAGAGACGCCCUAGGCGCUGACAGCGACGAUGAUCCAUUUGCAGCUCGUUCCGAGGAAGACUCUGGCUCCGAGGAGAGCGGGUCUGACGACGAAGGCUCAGAUCUCGGCUCAGAAGUGGAUGCCGAAGAAUCGGGCGACGACGAGGAGGAUGAAUUGGAUCAGGAGAGCUCCGACGAAGAGAGGGACGAUGAGAGCGAGGAAUCUGAGGAGGAAGAACCACGCCCAAACAAGUCCAGCAAGAGCAAGAAGAGUGCCGAAAUAAGCCCCCUCGCCUCGGGUGACCGCGAUGAACUUCGAAGAUUGAUGGCCACAGACCAAAAGUCCAUUGCCGCGACGAUUUCUUCAGCGGCCAAGGCCGAUGCUACCAAGGGCAAGGCUGUGAAGAAGCAGCGUGCUACUUUUGAUGCCUUGCUGAACACCCGUAUCAAGCUCCAGAGUGGAUUGACGGCUGUGAAUAGUAUCGCUUCUUUGGGAUUUAACGAAAAUGGAGACAACGUGGACGGCGAUGACGAAAUGGUCGACGAGGAAGCGAUCAAAUCGGCAGAAUCAGCAGCUCUAGCGUUAUGGUCGACUCUGGAGGGUCUGCGAUCCGCCCUCGCCGACGCCAACUCCAAAGACGACAGCAAAAAGCGCAAGAGACCCUUCUCCGCCUCUCCCACCACCACUACCGCUUCACUUUGGGAGCGCAUGUCCGAAUUGGAAUCCGAAUCCAUCUCCCACCGCCGUUCCAUUCUCGACAAAUGGUCCUCCAAGGUCCGAGGCACUUCUGCAUCUCUCCCCAAUGCCCGCGGCAAGCUCCUCGGCGCUGCAGGCCGCCAGCAAACCAUCACAGCCGUCCUCGACGCCCAAGUCGCCACAGAGAUCGGCGAUCGAUCCUCCAAGCGCGCCCGCUCUUCGUCCGACCAGCAAGAACCCCUCUACGACGACGGCGCUUUCUACCAGUCCCUUCUCCGAGACCUCGUUGAGCAGCGCAUGUCCUCCUCCGAGGCUAUGACCAACGGCCUCGACCUGCACCACCUGCCCUCCCGUCUGCCCAUCCACCCCGUCACUGGUAUGCGCAACGACAAGGUGAAGCGAGAUGUCGAUACCCGCGCCUCCAAGGGUCGUAAGAUGCGCUAUACUGUGCAUGAGAAGCUGCAGAACUUCAUGGCUCCUGAUGAUCGGGCUUCCUGGACUACGCGCGCGCGCGACGAGUUCUUCGCUUCUCUACUUGGUCGGACGGCUAGUGGCGUCCUCGGUGAGGGCGAUGAGAGUGGGAGCGAGGCGGAGGAUGAUGACCGUGAGGAAAGUGGUUUGCGACUGUUCCGAAACUAG
Messenger RNA from Penicillium arizonense, 1548 nucleotides. RefSeq names its product AATF family protein. Bases 1 to 1548 code for a protein of 515 amino acids. The record is from RefSeq and is a predicted model, not a curated record. Gene Ontology annotation, biological process: maturation of SSU-rRNA from tricistronic rRNA transcript (SSU-rRNA, 5.8S rRNA, LSU-rRNA). Gene Ontology annotation, cellular component: nucleus; nucleolus. Lineage: Eukaryota; Fungi; Ascomycota; Eurotiomycetes; Eurotiales; Aspergillaceae. The transcript is spliced from 3 exons.